Aspergillus chevalieri is the source of this 402-nucleotide messenger RNA. It is a transcript of the gene ATG8, whose product is annotated as autophagy-related protein 8. Gene Ontology annotation, biological process: cellular response to nitrogen starvation; macroautophagy. Gene Ontology annotation, cellular component: fungal-type vacuole membrane; autophagosome; cytosol. Lineage: Eukaryota; Fungi; Ascomycota; Eurotiomycetes; Eurotiales; Aspergillaceae. The transcript is spliced from 2 exons. Gene Ontology annotation, molecular function: phosphatidylethanolamine binding. The coding region runs from base 1 to 402 and encodes 133 amino acids. The record is from RefSeq and is a predicted model, not a curated record.
AUGCUGAUCGCAUUCCGGUACGUGUAUAUUCAUUUUCUUCAAAACUCGAUCUUGAGGAUCUGUCCCUUCUCCUGUCCUACCUUGCUCUUUCUCACCGCUCAUUUCAACUUGGCUGACUGGUCUUCUACAAAACAGGUCAUCUGCGAGAAGGUCGAGAAAUCGGACAUCGCCACCAUCGACAAGAAGAAGUACCUGGUACCUGCAGACCUCACCGUCGGCCAGUUUGUCUAUGUUAUCCGCAAGCGCAUCAAGCUCUCGCCUGAAAAGGCCAUUUUCAUUUUCGUCGACGAGGUCCUGCCUCCGACAGCUGCGCUCAUGAGUAGUAUCUAUGAAGAGCACAAAGAUGAGGAUGGCUUCCUCUACAUCACAUACUCCGGUGAAAACACGUUUGGUGAUUGCUAA